This is a messenger RNA of Morone saxatilis (striped sea-bass), 5209 nucleotides long. It is a transcript of the gene has2, whose product is annotated as hyaluronan synthase 2. Gene Ontology annotation, biological process: extracellular matrix assembly; hyaluronan biosynthetic process. Gene Ontology annotation, molecular function: hyaluronan synthase activity. The transcript has 4 exons. The record is from RefSeq and is a predicted model, not a curated record. Lineage: Eukaryota; Metazoa; Chordata; Actinopteri; Moronidae. The coding region runs from base 700 to 2358 and encodes 552 amino acids.
GCAGCCAUAAAGAAGGCUCCACACACAGCCGUCUGGAAGGCAUUACACAGCAGCGGCACAGAGAUUUCUGGCCACUUCUCUGCGCUGUGUUUAACCUGGAUGCUUUGGGAAACUCUAGAAAUACUUACCUACCUGCCCCACAAGACAGCAAAAUGCAAAUGAUCAGACUUAUAUUUGAUUGUUAGAGUAACUGCUGGGACCUCUUUUUAAAAAAAAUUCUGUGUCAAUAUGAUUGACGCAGCUAAACUUUUUGUAACUUUUAAAAACUUUUAAAGAAUGAAUGAAAUUGUCAGAAGUUGAUGGAGAAAAAUAUUUAUCAUUUUUGCAUAGUCUACUUUUUAUUUAUACUUUUUUAUAUGAGCAAUGCCAAAGUUGACUGACAUGAUGUUUGUGUUUGUACACUUGAGAUGCAUGCGGUGCAUAGUUAAUGACUGCAGAUUGACUGUUAAAAACUAGAGAAGACAAGCAGUCUGAAUAUUUUCGAGCAUCCAGCUGAGCAAGCUUAGAGGGACCCGCGUGAAUAUUAUUUGUUCUCUUAUUGAUGAGGAUCAUUUUCAGCGGAUUCAUGAGACUCAUUACUACACAAGUGUCCUCUCAAACUUUGUCGAGACUUUUUCUCCUUGUGGAGCGGUACCAGAGCCGCCGGAGCUGACCGCAUCCUUUCUCAAGGACGAACGAGAGGACAACAGCUGCUUCAAGAUGAGGUGUCAUAGAGUCCUCACCUACCUGCGGAUAUUCGGGACCACCAUGUUCGGUGUGUCCCUACUGGUGGGCAUCUCCACGGCGUACAUCAUGGGCUACCAGUUCUUCACCACAGCCCGCAAUCACCUAUCCUUUGGUCUGUACGGUGCCAUCUUGGUCGUCCACCUCAUUAUCCAGAGCCUUUUUGCGCUCUUGGAACACCGAAACAUGCGGCGGUCCUUAGAGACGCCAAUCAAACUGAACAAAUCCUUGGCGUUGUGCAUUGCAGCGUAUCAAGAGGACCCAAACUACCUAAGAAAAUGCCUGGUGUCAGUGAAGAGGCUGACCUAUCCUGGGAUCAAAGUGAUCAUGGUGAUCGACGGGAACUCAGAGGAUGACAUGUACAUGAUGGAGAUUUUUAAAGAGAUCAUGGGACGGGACAAAUCGGCCACGUACGUGUGGCGGAGUAACUUUCACCACAGAGGGCCAGAUGAGACGGACGAGAGCUACGCUGAGGGCAUUCAACAAGUCUCCAGGCUGGUGCUGAACAACAAGUGUGUGUGCAUCAUGCAGAAGUGGGGAGGAAAGAGAGAGGUCAUGUAUACCCCAUUCAAAGCACUGGGGAGGAGCGUGGACUAUGUGCAGGUGUGUGACUCUGACACUAUGUUGGACCCAGCUUCAUCAGUGGAGAUGGUGAAGGUUCUAGAAGAAGACCCGAUGGUGGGAGGCGUUGGAGGAGAUGUUCAGAUCCUAAACAAAUAUGAGUCGUGGAUCUCCUUCCUAAGCAGUGUACGGUACUGGAUGGCCUUCAACAUUGAGAGGGCUUGCCAGUCCUACUUUGGUUGCGUGCAGUGCAUCAGUGGGCCUUUAGGAAUGUAUCGGAACUCCCUCCUGCACGAGUUCCUGGAGGACUGGUACAAUCAGACUUUCAUGGGAUCCCACUGCAGUUUUGGGGAUGACCGCCAUCUCACGAACAGAGUUCUAAGCCUUGGGUAUGCAACCAAAUACACUGCACGAUCAAAGUGCCUCACUGAGACGCCAAUUACAUACCUGAGGUGGCUCAAUCAACAAACUCGGUGGAGUAAGUCAUAUUUCAGAGAAUGGCUAUACAACUCUAUGUGGUUCCACAAACACCAUCUAUGGAUGACUUAUGAGGCUGUGAUCACGGGCUUCUUCCCGUUUUUCCUCAUCGCCACUGCAAUCCAACUCUUCUACCAAGGAAGGCUCUGGAAUAUUCUGUUGUUUCUACUCAUUGUGCAGGCGGUGGCGCUAAUCAAGUCGUCGUUUGCCAGCUGUCUCAGAGGUAACAUAGUCAUGGUGUUCAUGUCGUUCUACUCUGUACUGUACAUGUCAAGCUUGUUGCCAGCAAAAAUGUUUGCAAUAGCAACAAUCAACAAGUCUGGAUGGGGGACCUCUGGGAGGAAGACUAUAGUGGUGAACUUCAUUGGUCUGAUUCCUAUAUCAGUUUGGUUCACCAUCCUCUUCGUUGGGAUUAUCUACACAGUAAUCCUGCAGACUAGAAAACCCUUUCCUGAAUCAGAAAAGAUUGUUCUGAUCAUAGGGGCAGUCGUCUAUGCCAGUUACUGGGUCAUACUGUUGACGUUGUAUACAGUGCUCAUAAAUAAGUGUGGGAAGAGGAAGAAGGAACCACACUAUGACAUGGUGCUGGAUGUAUGACCACAGUCAUCAGUUACCACUGAAGUCAUGUUUUUUUUUUUUUUUAUUUACACCAUAUUGUUGCUAUACAAAUGUUUGUCAGAUGCAGAGCAGCUCUGGAGGCAAAAUUGGUUGAGUUCAACCAAAAUGUUUUUUUUUUUCAGACUUGAAUGGCAAAAAUAAAUAAAUCACAGUGGCUGCUUUUUUUCUUUUGUUCUUUUUUUCUCAUAAUCAUAGCAUUCACGAUCUUGGAACAUCAGCAUGCUAGCUAAUUAGCUUACCUAGAUGUCUUUAAUCAAACUGAAGAACCACUAGUGUAAGCUAAAUAGCUGACCUUGAUUACUCAGUAUGGCAAGAUUAAAUAUAUUGCAGUUGGUAGCAAGAGUGCUUGGCUUUGUAAUAUUAGCUACCUCUUACCCAUGUCAUUUUCACUGGGCUUCAGUCUUACAUUUUGAACUGAGCCAAAGAAACUGUGGAUUUUUAUCUCCGCCCACUGGGGUUUAACUUGACCAGUAAGAACAUUUUACCUCCAGAGCAUCAUUGUGUCUCCAGGAAAUGUUUGUACAUCCUAACUAGGAACAAAUCCACAUACUGCCCCUACCAGAGGGAAGCAGAAAAACCCCACCACAUAUAGCUUCAAAUUGAAGUCAAACUGAAACUAUCACUGCCCUUGCCUUCCAGGCUGUCUCCACUGUCAAAUGACUGAACAACACCAAGGAUUACAUGUUAACUCUAAAAAGCUAAAGUAAAAGUUGUGGAAUGUAAUCUGCAGUUAUCUGGAUAGUUUGUGUGGAUCUCAUGAAUGGGUGAGCUUGGCCACUUUACCAUUAAAAACAAACAAUAAAAUCCACAAGAUGUGACACUGCAUCUGCUUAUUGAUUUCAUGCCACAAGUUCAAAGUUGUUAGUUCUGGAGGAAAUGCAUUGGUGUACCUUUUCAGUGUUUUCAAAUCUCUCUUUGGAAGAGUUAUCAAUUUACAAAGAGUGAAAGGGUGCAGAAAGGGCUUUAAAAUUAAGAGCUGCUCUCUUUUUUUGCUGCACUCAUGUCAUAUGGGAAAGAUGCUUCCUCUUACACUAUAAAUCUAUUCAUAAUGCAUCUAUUUCAACUGAAGACAUUGUAUCACUUGAGUCAAUUCCACUCGUAAAUUUCAAUGGCAGUGCACAGCUGUUUGAUGCAAGUUUUGUUCAUGAUCCAAACACAUCAGUCACUGUGGUGCGUACUGUAUGUUGAAUGUGAAGAGGAAAAGGAUCCACAGAAAUAUCCAACCAUGCUUUUAAGAGGCUACAGAUGCAUUGUGUUUGAAUGUCUGGACAUGUCUUGUUGUUAUUCCCAUAUGACGUGAAUACAGUAUUUUUCUCGUUUACAAAGUGAAGAAUCUCAAACUGAUCACUGAUUCGUAGAUAUAAUCUCCACCGGAUCAGGUGACCAGGUGACCAGAAGAGAGACGGUGUAUCAUUGCUGCUGUGACUGUUUUAUUUUUACAGAAACAAUGCCUUUUGUUUUUAUUUUAUUUUUAAAUAAAAUUAUGAUGGGUGUAUGUUGCAAACUGGUUUUAACACUAUUACUGUUAAUGUAUUUCUUUCUACCAAGUUGAAUGAUAACCACCAAGUAGACAUGGUGGACAUGUUCCAAUCCAAAGACUUUGUGAUUUUUGCUUUCCAUGUGCCCUUGCUCUCUUCCUUUCUCACAUACUGUAUUGAGGGUAAUGUGGCCUAUCUCUGUGCUUCCUGGCAUUGUGUUAAAUUACCUGCAAGGGGAGGAGAAAAUAUGAAAAUGUAUCAAAUGGGAGGAAAGUACUUCCUGUCCUGAUAACAGGAAUAUGAAUAAGGGCACUUGAUGGAAAGGAACAGCAUUUUGGAAUGAAACAAGUCCUGUGUUUGCUAUAGAUGAGCAGACAUGAGUUUAAUUGUUGCACUUUUAUGUCUCUUCCAUUGUCCAGUGUGAUGCUUGACGUAAUCAAGAUGAAAUACCUCAGUGGUUCUCUUUUGCAUUGCAUCAAGGCGUCAGGAUGCCGUCCAAAGAGUGAUGCAUUCUGAAAGUCUCUAGUAAUUUAUGAUCUGUUUAUGAUAUUGAAUAUAAAAGUGUCCUUUUUUAUACGCAGUUCCUUAUUAAGUCGAAGCUGGAUUUCUCUGCCUUUUUGGCCCUUUGCUGUAGCCGUUUACUUUUUGUUACUUUGUAUUUCAGUGCAUUUUAUAUAUAGACAUUUUUAUUCUAUUUUUGCUUAGCUACCAAAGAUUCUUUAUUUUUACUCAUGUUUUUUAUAAGAAAAAUGGGAAAAUGUAUUUGUUGUGCUUUCAACUGUUCUGACAAUGACUUGUAUAUCUGACCAAACAAUGUGAAAUUAUGAGCUGGGGAUUUUGUCUGCAAUAACAACAGUAAAAAUGCAAUUUGUAGGGAUAAGUUAUUGAUUUCAAGAGAGGUGUUGAACCUGUGUUUUUGUAAUUUGUACGUAGAUAGAAAACCAGCAUAUUUAUGUUUAUUGGAUUCUGUACUUAGGAAGAUGUCCUCUAGUGUACAUGUACAAUUAUUAAGGUUCCAUAUGUCUACACUGCAAAAACAAUAAAUACAUCUAGAAAUUAUUUUUAAUAUAUACAACAUGUGAACAUGUGAACAACAUUUUUUUGCAGUGUUGAAACUCCGUGGAGUUGUGCUUCCUGUGUUCAGUUCUUAAUAUAAAGGACAAUAAAGCCAAAGCAGACGGAAAACUUUUGUCCAAAACAUUUCAAAAAGAUUUGCACAGAAAUGUCAUUAUCUUCAAAUUAUGUGUUUUAAAGUUGUGAGGUGCCUUAAUGAGCAAUAACAAGAGAAAAACUGGGUGACAUUUUAAAACAGUUUUAUCAUGUGCAGUGUUAUCAUAAAGCACUUUUUGUGU